Molecule: messenger RNA, 939 nt
Organism: Chionomys nivalis (European snow vole)
Lineage: Eukaryota; Metazoa; Chordata; Mammalia; Rodentia; Cricetidae
Gene: Spdya
Product: speedy/RINGO cell cycle regulator family member A
Exons: 6
Coding region: 1-939 (312 amino acids)
Biological process (GO): positive regulation of cell population proliferation; positive regulation of cyclin-dependent protein serine/threonine kinase activity; G1/S transition of mitotic cell cycle
Cellular component (GO): nucleoplasm
Molecular function (GO): protein kinase binding
Source: RefSeq, a predicted model, not a curated record
AUGCGGCACAAUCAGAUGUGUUGUGAGACACCACCUACUGUCACUGUUCAUGUAAAAUCAGGUUCUAAUCGGUCACAUCAAACUAAAAAGCCUAUCAAUCUGAAGCGUCCUAUUUUCAAAGAUAGUUGGCAAGCAUCUGAAAAAAAUGCACAUAGUAACAAAUCUAAGCGGCCCAAAGGACCCUGUCUAAUUAUACAACGCCAGGAAAUGACUGCUUUCUUUAAACUAUUUGAUGACGACUUAAUUCAAGAUUUCUUGUGGAUGGAUUGCUGUUGUAAAAUUGCAGACAAGUAUCUUUUGGCUAUGACCUUUGUUUAUUUCAAGAGAGCUAAAUUUACUAUAAAUGAGCAUACCAGGAUAAAUUUCUUUAUUGCUCUGUACCUGGCUAAUACAGUUGAAGAAGAUGAAGAAGAAGCCAAGUAUGAAAUUUUUCCAUGGGCUUUAGGGAAAAACUGGAGAAAACUGUUCCCUAAUUUCUUAAAGUUAAGGGACCAGCUCUGGGACAGGAUUGACUAUAGGGCUAUUGUGAGCAGGCGGUGCUGUGAAGAGGUUAUGGCCAUUGCACCAACCCAUUACAUCUGGCAACGAGAGCGCUCUGUGCAUCACAGUGGAGCUAUUAGGAACUACAACAGAGAUGAAGUUCAUCUGCCCCGGGGUCCUAGUGCCACACCAGUAGACUGUUUACUGUGUGGUAAAAAAGGAAGAUAUAUGAGAUUGGGACUGUCUUCAUCGUCAUCUUCAUCCAGUGACACAGUAGAGCUAAUGGAAAAACACUCUCAGGAAUUACACAAUUCAUUAUCAGUGGACAUGAUAGGUGAACCUUCUCAAGCCAAUAGCUAUUCUCAAGUAGCCAAUGACCAUCAAUCAAACAAAGAAAAGGAAACUAAUUUUAUGAAGAAAGACAGAGUUAUGGAGUGGUUUACAGGAAGUGAAGAAUGA